GCCAGGGCCCUUGUCCUUAUUAUAACCGCAUCCCGCUGCUUCUGUCAGCCUGAAUUCGUUCAGUAUGGCUUGGCAGAGGCCCAGUUGUGUCGUUCAAGCGAUGCAAUUGCUUCGACUGCAACCUCUCCGGUCCUCCGCAUCCCCUCUUUCUCCGACUCACACACAGUUCCUCUUGCGGUCCCAAAAGGCCAAUUCUCGCGGCUAUGCGACAGGGACAUCGUCCGAUUCCUCGGUACAGGUGGUGCCCGAGGCUACACCAGCAGCACCUGCAAUCGACUUCGACCAAUUCCCGUACCGACCUGCCCGGAUUGUUCCCGCGUCUCCAUCAUACUUUUCUGGAAGCCCCAAAUUCAUCGAUCACCUGUUGAGAUUGGAGAACCUGCUGGCCGAGAAUGAACGUUUGCCGAAAACAUCGCCUAUGCACGUCCCGCGAAAGGCCUGGCUCAAAUUGGCUCAGUUCCGCGACUUCGUCGGUGAGCCUGUGCCAACGAAGAAAUACAAGAGCUUGAUCAAGAUUCUCCAGCGAAUCAACCGGAUCAGACCGGAGAUCAUUCCUGAUUAUGCGAACAAUAUAAUUAACGAAUACGUCCGUCCUGGAAACCCGUACGGAGUCAAGCCGGCACCCCCAACAUUGGAUGAAAUGGGUCGGGCCCGUGGUCGUGGGAAGCGAAAGACUUCGUCCGCCGUUGUCUACUUGGUCGAAGGUGAAGGCGAGGUGCUUGUGAACGGGAAGACUCUGUCGGAGGCAUUUCCGCGCGAGCAUGACCGGGAGAGUGUGGUGUGGCCGUUGAGCUGUACCGAGAGACUGGACAAGUAUAACGUGUGGGCUACUGUCAAGGGAGGCGGUACCACCGGACAAGCAGAGUCCAUUACAUUGGCCCUUGCUCGGGCAUUGCUGGUUCAUGAGCCUGGUCUGAAGCAAGCUCUGCGGAAGGCUGGUACGGUUACCGUCGACGCUCGUCGUGUGGAGAGAAAGAAGCCCGGUCAUGUCAAAGCCCGCAAGAAGCCCGCCUGGGUCAAGCGGUAAAGGCAAAUGCAUGUUCUUUAUGUCGUUUCUUUUCUUCCUUGCUGUACUAUUAUCCCGCGUUUUCGACGAAAGUAUAUCCUGUAUUCAAAAAGCAUCCCGGACUUUGUUCUGGGACUCGCAUAUUCUAUGGUAAGAGCAAUGUAACUAUGGCGUUGGUUUAUGACUUGGAUUAUCUGUAUGUGUGAUGGUGAAUACAAAAUAUUCAACAAUUAGGAGCCUCGAGGGAUUUCCCAGAUUAAGGUAUGCAUUUGAGGAUCGAAAGAGUGCCAUGUGUACAAUUCAGCCGCCUUGUCUAUGGUUCCAUAAACAACACUCCAGGAGAUUCAAUGAAAUCCCUCAUAGACUCGGCCAUACAUAGACAUACAUUCAUGCAGUCAAGGCACAAAAACAGACGAGAUCCACUG
Messenger RNA from Aspergillus ruber CBS 135680, 1431 nucleotides. RefSeq names its product mitochondrial 37S ribosomal protein uS9m. The transcript has 2 exons. NCBI's taxonomy places the organism in Eukaryota, Fungi, Ascomycota, Eurotiomycetes, Eurotiales, Aspergillaceae. Gene Ontology annotation, biological process: translation. Gene Ontology annotation, cellular component: mitochondrial small ribosomal subunit; ribosome. The coding region runs from base 65 to 1027 and encodes 320 amino acids. The record is from RefSeq and is a predicted model, not a curated record. Gene Ontology annotation, molecular function: structural constituent of ribosome; RNA binding.